Molecule: messenger RNA, 1703 nt
Organism: Gossypium arboreum
Lineage: Eukaryota; Viridiplantae; Streptophyta; Magnoliopsida; Malvales; Malvaceae
Product: cytokinin dehydrogenase 7-like
Exons: 4
Coding region: 91-1635 (514 amino acids)
Biological process (GO): cytokinin metabolic process
Molecular function (GO): cytokinin dehydrogenase activity; FAD binding
Source: RefSeq, a predicted model, not a curated record
AUUUAAGCCCCUCCUCCCCUAUGGUCAUUACCUCCGCACUAAAGCUUACUUUUCGAUUUCAGGUCUAAAAAAAGAAAAAAUAACAGAAACAUGAGGAUAGCUUACUUGGACCGAACCGUACACGAAACCGACGGCGAACCGAAACCCAACGGUGACGUUUCAGCCAUAUCCAAAUCCAUCGACCUCCAAGGCAGUGUCGAGACCGGUGACAAAACCACCAUAGCCAGCAAAGACUUCGGCGGUCUUUAUUCAAUCAAACCGUUAGCUUUAAUCAAACCUGCCGGAUCAGGCGACAUUUCUAGGGUCAUCAAAGCCGCGUCACGUAUCCCACGUAUGACGGUAGCGGCGAGGGGUAACGGCCACUCCAUCAAUGGUCAAGCGAUGACAAACGGAGGGCUAGUAAUAGACAUGCGUUCUACAGAGGAAAACCAUUUCCGACUCUUAAACAUUAACGGUUCCUUUUUUAUCGACGUCUCCGGCGGGGCAUUAUGGGAAAACGUCUUGACAAGGUGCGUUUCACGGUUCGGUUUAGCUCCGAGGUCAUGGACUGAUUACUUGAGCUUAACGGUUGGGGGGACGUUAUCUAACGCCGGCGUUAGCGGUCAAGCUUUCCGUUAUGGUCCUCAGAUAUCUAACGUGACGGAACUGGAAAUCGUUACCGGAAAGGGAGACAUAACGGUUUGUUCCGAAACCCGAAAUCCGGAACUCUUUUUCGGAUCCCUCGGUGGGCUUGGUCAGUUUGGUAUUAUUACCAGAGCUAGGGUUAAGCUUCAACCAGCUCCAGACAUGGUGAGGUGGAUAAGGGUGGUGUACACCGAGUUCGACGAGUUCACUCGGGAUGCUGAGUUUCUGGUGAGUCGGGACGACGGCGAGUCGUUUGAUUACGUAGAAGGAUUUGUAUUUUGCAACAAUGAUGACCCGGUUAAUGGAUGGCCAGCCGUGCCAUUGGACCCUGUUCAUGGGUUCAACCCGGGGAUUAUCCCUCAAACCGGUGCCUCAGUCCUCUACUGUCUUGAAGUGGCUUUUCAUUACCAGAAGGGUGACCACCCUUCGAGUGUAGAUAAGGCCGUGGCCGGACUCUUAAAACGGCUGCGUUUCGUGGAGGGGUUGAAGUCUCAGGUGGACCUCAGCUACGUGGAGUUUUUAUUGCGUGUGAAGCGUGCGGAGGAACAAGCGAAGGCCAAUGGCAUUUGGGAUGCCCCGCAUCCAUGGUUGAACCUCUUCAUCUCCAAAUCAAACAUCGUUGAUUUUGAUCAGACAGUGUUUAAGAAGAUGGUGAAAGAUGGAAUCGGUGGUCCCAUGCUGAUCUACCCUCUUAUGCGAAGCAAGUGGGAUAAUCGUACGUCGGUGGCAUUACCAGACAGCGAAAUCUUUUACCUUGUGGCAUUGCUUCGGUUCGUAUCGAGAGGGCCGUCGGUCGAGGAAUCGGUGGCACAAAACCGGGAAAUCGUCGAAUGGUGCAUCAAAGAGGGUUUGGAUUUCAAGCUAUAUCUCCCUCAUUACCAGUCGAAAGAGGGGUGGAAACGGCAUUUUGGGGAUCAAUGGACGAGAUUUGUAGAGAGGAAGGCUAGUUUUGAUCCUAUGGCUAUCCUUGCACCUGGACAAAACAUUUUUAAAAGGACCCAUCUAUCUUAAUUUCUAAUGUAUAUUAAAAAAUUUAUCAUAUUUAACAUGAUUUUAUGUAAAAAGGAAUAUUAUCCUAA